Messenger RNA from Cyclospora cayetanensis, 486 nucleotides. RefSeq lists its product as uncharacterized. The record is from RefSeq and is a predicted model, not a curated record. The transcript is spliced from 3 exons. NCBI's taxonomy places the organism in Eukaryota, Apicomplexa, Conoidasida, Eucoccidiorida, Eimeriidae. The coding region runs from base 1 to 486 and encodes 161 amino acids.
AUGAGCAGCGACACCUGCAGGGACACCACCAACCGCACUGGCGGCAACGUAGAGGCAGAGGAAGCUCACGGUUCUCCUUCAGGAGAGUGUCUGGUUUGCUUUGACGACAUAACAGAGGAGACAUACUGCGAGUACAGAGUCCCUGGAGACAGCCGGUGGCACCCCGCGUGUUUCUGUUACCCCUGUAUCCAGCAACUGCAGCAAACACAGUUCAAACGGUACUGCGAUGGAGUCUCGCACUCCACGUGCGCCAAGGAGCAGAGAGCGUUGCUGCACCGGGGGCCUCCCAUUAACCUGUCGGAUCCACACGCCUUCCCAGUGGCGGAGCGCACUGAAGUGGAGGCCCUCUGGAUCGCUGCCACCAAGCAACAGGCGUCUGCCAAGCUAGAGGGUAGUCUCACAGGCGAAGCCCGUGAGAAGCUGUGGAACGAACUCCAGGCAUUUCUAAUCAAAGAUGAGCAGGCGGAGGACUCAAGGGACAUCUAA